Molecule: messenger RNA, 2460 nt
Organism: Schistosoma bovis
Lineage: Eukaryota; Metazoa; Platyhelminthes; Trematoda; Strigeidida; Schistosomatidae
Source: the annotation of a GenBank genome assembly
GCCUAAUCUAAUUUGGGGCCUUAUGGGGACGCGGGACAAAAGUCCCACCGGGAGUAGUUGUCUGGUUGGCAAAGUAUUGAUCGAAGAUUUGCCCAAACGAGCUAUUUCUCACAAUGACAUACGUGAUUGGUUAAAAAAGUAUGGAUGCAUUUCAGAAAUCGUAAUAUAUCCACGCUGCUUGCUUGUUCAGUUCGACUCGGAUAUCGAGGCCGCUGGUGCUGUUCAGUGCGAAAAUGGGGCUUCACUCUUUGGCACUAAAGUCUCUCUAAAGCAUGUGGAAGCCGGUGAUUUAAAGGCGCUGCGUCGUGCAGGCCCACCAAUUGAUCGGUUUUCCACAAAUUUGCAACGGAGUUUCGGAUCCAUCUCUGGUCGUGAUCGUGACCGGGAUAAAAGUCGUGGAUCCUUGCGCCGUGACCGCUUUCGAGGUCGAACUAAGUCUCCGGACAACAAACGUUCACGUGAGGUCUCACCGCGUCGACACUCAAGGUCACCAAUCAUAACGCGUACUGAUCGGCGUACAGUUCAUCCACUAAACUGGCUAUCAGAAGUUGCUGAACGAGACAAAAAGCUAAAUGGAUCCAGUCUUCUUGGUCCUGCCGAUAAAUCAACUGAAAAACCUAUCGUUAAAUCACCACCUUAUAUGGUGGCAAUAAUAACCGUCCAGCAUGAUCUUGUUCCAUAUGCUGAAAUUAUAGAACAACGUGUCACUAAAAGUCUAACUACACCAGGAAGUCCUUCUGUUACUCAUAUAGUAGUUCUACUGUCUGUAGAUCAUCUUAGCCCAUGCCUAGCUGACCUUACCAAGGAUGGUGUUCCGUUCGCGAUCAUUUGCACUAUGACUAAUUGGGCACACAACUCGUGCACAUUACGCAUUCUUUACGCUCCAACCCAACAAGAGCAUCGUAAUAUGCCUUUGGAUGAUGCAUUAAUCCUACUUCAUCGAGAAUACUCUGCAUAUACGACAAGCAGUAAAGAAGAGGUUGAUACUGCUCCUCCAGACGAUGCCAAUUUUUUGCCACCUAGUCGCCAUUUAGCUUCCCUACUUCAUAUGCUGGCUGAUUCUCGUGUUCUAAGUGUUGGAGAGUUAGACGAGAUCACUGUUUUUGUCCAGGAGCGAAAGCGUCGUCUGGAAGGCCGACGAAAUGCCAACAGUGAUGCCGGUGCAUGCAGUGAAAAUACAGCUGAGCUCAAGUCAAGAAUUUUAAGCAUGCUUUAUCCUCAGCCUGUUAGCUCUACUGUAACUACAAACACUGCUUCUUCCAAUGUACCAGUUGACGCGGCUCAUCAAACUCAAGAUUUAACAGCUACUAGUAUUGGAAGUAAAUUAGCUGAAAACUUGACUAACCCUAUUGUACAAAAAGCCAUAGAUACGUUAAUGUCAUAUCCUUCAAACUCUGUGCCUCAAACUGCAACGCAAAAGUCGCUUAGCGCCAUGGAUACACAAAAUAUGCAAUCUAAGAACUCUUUUCGCAACAAUAUAAAGCCUCAUUCUUCUUUAGCGAUUGCUGCAUAUUCACCCAGUUGCAUGAAACAGCCUACCAGUUGGAGCUAUGAAGAUAAUAGUUUUCGGCCAAGUCGACCGCUAAUUUCCAAUGACUUUAGUCAGCAUGUCCCUUAUGGACAGCAUACCAGACCUAGCAUGAUCCAGCAGCGUGAAUAUCCCAGUGACGAAUCACGUAAGGGUCCUGGUUUCAUAGAACAUGGAGUUCAAAGAGGCGCUUAUCACUCCGAAUUUGAAGUAAAUGAACCAGUUCUUGAUUCAAAUGAAGAGUUCACAGAAGAAAGUGCUUAUCCAGGUUGGCCUAGGAGAAAAAGAAAAAAACGAGGUUGUAAAGCUCCCUCAGGCGAUUCAUAUCAAUAUCUUGACCCUAAGAGUUAUGCACGUCAAAACGUUGACCAGCAAUCUCAACAACCUGUAGAUCUUAUGUCUACGGAGGUUCAUCCAGUCGGUGCUGUAGCUGAAGCGUAUAAAUAUUCUCAAGCUAACCCCCUCAUAUUCAAUCCGGGAGUCCGUGGUAGAUCUCAAAGAAUAACCGGUGGGAGUUCAUCUUAUGACAAUUACAAUUAUCAAUCAUUUGGACCGCAUCAGCCGAAUAAUUUGAAUCUUCAUACCCAAUCUUAUGGUUAUCCCAAUCCAUCUUCAUUUUAUUAGCACUUUUACGAGUAAAAUUUGUGUCCUGUAAGAUUAGUUCAGUUUUUUUCCAACAUAUUUACAUUCGAACAUAUUUUGCUAAAUGUUAUUGUAAUUAAUUUUUUAAACAAAGCGUUCUGCUCAUAUUAACUUUGCUGGGAAAAUGAAAAAAAAGCAAAGAGGAUACAAACAAACCUCUAUAAUUUCCUUUCUAUUUAAAAAUGAGUUGAUUUUUUCAGUGUUUGUAUUAUUGUACCGCAUCAUCCUGUGUUGUUAAUUAGAAUUCAUCAUUUUCAACCUCUGGCUAAAAUAACAACAUAAUUCGCUUU